AUGGCUGAACUCAAGGUUGGAGAUAGCAUCCCAAGCGAUACCAAAUUUACCUACGUCCCAUACACCCCGGAAGCUGGAGAGAUCACUGCUUGCGGAAUCCCAAUCAACUAUGAUGCUGGAAAAGAAUGGGCCGACAAGAAGGUCGUUCUCUUCUCCGUCCCAGGCGCCUUUACACCUGGCUGCUCCGCUAAGCACCUCCCCGGCUACAUCAACAACCUGCCCGCGAUCAAGAGCAAGGGAGUUGAUGUCGUAGCCGUCAUUGCGUUCAACGAUGCGUGGGUAAUGAGUGCGUGGGGCAAGGCAAAUGGAAUCAAGGAUGAUGAUAUUCUCUUCCUCAGCGAUGCCGACACAGCAUUCUCGAAGAAGCUGGGCUGGACCGCUGGCGAGCGCACCGCGCGAUAUGCCUUGAUUAUCGACCAUGGAAAGAUCGUGUAUGCGGAGAAGGAGCCUGGUCGUGAAGUCUCUGUUUCUAGUGCCGAGGCUGUGCUCGCGAAGCUUUGA
Lachnellula hyalina is the source of this 501-nucleotide messenger RNA. RefSeq names its product Peroxiredoxin Asp f3 (gene aspf3). The coding region runs from base 1 to 501 and encodes 166 amino acids. NCBI's taxonomy places the organism in Eukaryota, Fungi, Ascomycota, Leotiomycetes, Helotiales, Lachnaceae. The record is from RefSeq and is a predicted model, not a curated record. Gene Ontology annotation, molecular function: thioredoxin peroxidase activity. Gene Ontology annotation, cellular component: peroxisome; cytoplasm; mitochondrion. Gene Ontology annotation, biological process: cell redox homeostasis; hydrogen peroxide catabolic process; cellular response to oxidative stress. The transcript is spliced from 3 exons.